CGCGACUGCGCAAAACGUUAUACUAGUGCGCACUGGUGAGUUUUCCAGACUCGUCGCCUGUUGAACUUGCCAGACAAAACAUCAUGGCUGUCCGAGCGAAGGGAAGUCUAUAUUUACGGCGAAAGAAGGAUAGCAAACAGCCGACCCAAGCGUCUGGAAGCAGUACGAGCGCUGCUCAACGGGAAAAUGCUCCUCAGAAGAACUUCGCAUACCAAGAUGGCCAGCCACGCCAAAACGCCGCGGCAACCCUCACACGACCACCAAGAUCAUUUACAUCCCGACUUCCAGUGCCGAUAGGGACGGCGAAAUACACUGUUGAGAUUCAACGGCCUGGAAAAGUCGGUUUGGAGUCCUCUGUUCGAAAGUCACAUCACAAAACACGUGCGUCUCCGGAGCAGAAACGGCACUCACCGCGACGCAGAACAGAGGUGUCUAUGAGAGACUACACAGAUAACUUCACCACCACGUCUUCUUCCUCUCCGCCGUCCUCCUCUGCAUCAUCAUCUUGGCCUAGGGAAAUCUGCACAAGGAGCGCAUCACCGGAGUCCCCUCGACGGCAUACAAACCGAAAAGUGGUGCCGAAGCCACCACACUUUGGUUUGGAGGGGCACGACCAGCGCACCUCACAGCACGACCGGGAUAUCGCGGCGCUGAAGGCGAAGUAUCUGAGUGCCAUGAAGGAGCGGGAGGCUUUGAGUGCGUUGGAGAAUCGGGUUGAACAUAUCUUGAAGGCCCGUUGGAAGAGAGAAGCAGGCGAUGUCUUCGAAGACGCGUGGAAUAUCAACUCGAGCAGAGACCCAAGGGAUGAUAGACGUCAAGCAUCCGAUCGCCCUCGGGAGUCGAAGGCGGAGGACGUCACGGACACAGAAACAUUUCUGUCGAGUUUGCGAAAGAGAUUCCCCGGCACCAUCUCAGCCGAGUGUUGACCCGCCUUCGAAGCUGCAAUUAUUCGAAGCAGCUGAGCAUGCUCGCUCGCCAACUCCCGAUGAGGAUGGAACCGAAUGUUUCCUCAAAACUUUACGGCAACGAUAUGGGAUUCCAGAAGGCGACAGUUCGGAGCCA
Messenger RNA from Fimicolochytrium jonesii, 1062 nucleotides. RefSeq lists its product as uncharacterized. Lineage: Eukaryota; Fungi; Chytridiomycota; Chytridiomycetes; Spizellomycetales; Powellomycetaceae. The record is from RefSeq and is a predicted model, not a curated record. The coding region runs from base 84 to 926 and encodes 280 amino acids. The transcript is spliced from 3 exons.